Cucumis melo (muskmelon) is the source of this 2485-nucleotide messenger RNA. RefSeq names its product sulfite reductase [ferredoxin], chloroplastic. Gene Ontology annotation, cellular component: sulfite reductase complex (NADPH); chloroplast stroma. The record is from RefSeq and is a predicted model, not a curated record. Lineage: Eukaryota; Viridiplantae; Streptophyta; Magnoliopsida; Cucurbitales; Cucurbitaceae. Gene Ontology annotation, biological process: sulfate assimilation. Bases 147 to 2231 code for a protein of 694 amino acids. The transcript has 8 exons. Gene Ontology annotation, molecular function: 4 iron, 4 sulfur cluster binding; heme binding; sulfite reductase (ferredoxin) activity.
UUUCGUUUUUCCUUUUCAAUUCCCUUUUUUAUUAGUGUUCCUUCGUCCAUAGCCAACCAAAAUCUGAUUCUCUUCUUCUCUUCUCUUCUUCUCCACUCACUCACUCUACAUUUCUCCAAUUACCCACUGCCCUAAUCCUCCCUCUCAUGACGACGCCGUCGUCAUUCGCCGCCUCCACCUCCUCCGUCUUCACCGAUCCCACGGUUCAGAUUCCUACCUUCCAUGGCCUUAAAUCCUCCACUUCCCUUGCUUUGGCCAGACAUCUCCGCCUCUUCGCCCCUUCUACUUCCUCUUCUUCCUCUUCCCGUCCUCUGCUUGUUCGAGCUGUCUCCACGCCUGCGAAGCCAGGGGUUGCUGCUGAGCCAAAGCGUAGUAAGGUUGAAAUUUUCAAAGAACACAGUAAUUAUAUAAGAUACCCUCUUAAUGAGGAGUUGUUAACGGAUGCCCCUAACAUAAAUGAGGCUGCCACACAAUUGAUCAAAUUCCACGGGAGCUAUCAGCAGUAUAAUAGGGAAGAGCGUGGACAGAGGUCUUAUUCAUUCAUGCUUCGUACCAAGAAUCCUUGUGGGAAAGUGUCGAACCAAUUGUACUUAACAAUGGAUGAUCUUGCUGAUCAAUUUGGAAUUGGAACACUUCGUCUAACCACCAGGCAAACAUUUCAGCUACAUGGAGUUCUCAAGAAGGAUCUGAAGACAGUUAUGAGCUCCAUUAUUAGAAGCAUGGGUUCAACUCUUGGUGCUUGUGGUGAUCUGAACAGGAAUGUUCUUGCUCCAGCUGCUCCACUCGUGAGAAAAGAUUACCUUUUUGCACAGCAAACUGCAGAAAACAUUGCUUCUUUGUUAACUCCUCAAUCAGGAUUUUAUUAUGAUAUGUGGGUAGAUGGGGAGAGAUUCAUGUCAUCAGAACCUCCAGAAGUGGUGGAGGCACGUAAUGACAAUUCUCAUGGAACGAAUUUUCCAGAUUCUCCUGAGCCUAUUUAUGGAACUCAAUUUCUCCCUCGAAAAUUUAAAAUUGCAGUGACUGUGCCAACAGAUAACUCUGUUGAUAUUCUGACAAAUGAUAUUGGCGUUGUUGUCAUUUCUGAUGCUGAGGGGGAGCCUCAAGGAUUCAACAUAUAUGUUGGAGGAGGCAUGGGAAGAACUCAUAGAGUUGAUACCACUUUCCCUCGAUUGGGGGAGCCAUUAGGCUACGUUCCAAAGGAAGAUAUUUUAUAUGCAGUUAAAGCUAUUGUAGUUACACAACGUGAAAAUGGUAGAAGAGAUGAUCGCAAAUAUAGUAGACUAAAAUAUCUGAUCGGUUCCUGGGGGAUUGAAAAAUUUAGGAGUGUUGUAGAGCAAUAUUAUGGGAAGAAAUUUGAACCCUUUCGCGAAUUACCAGAGUGGAAGUUUGAAAGUUACUUGGGGUGGCAUGAACAGGGGGAUGGUCACUUAUAUUGUGGACUACAUGUUGAUAGUGGUCGUAUUGCUGGGAAAAUGAAAAAGACUUUAAGAGAGGUGAUAGAGAAAUAUAAUUUGGAUGUUCGGAUUACCCCAAAUCAAAACAUUAUCCUGACCAACAUUCGCAGUGCGUGGAAGCGACCCAUUUCCACAGUUCUUGCACAAAGUGGCCUGCUGCACCCAAGGUUUGUAGAUCCCCUUAACAUAACUGCGAUGGCAUGUCCAGCUAUGCCACUUUGUCCUUUGGCAAUAACAGAAGCUGAGAGAGGAAUUCCAGAUAUCCUUAAGCGAGUUCGAGCUGUAUUUGAAAAGGUUGGUCUGAAGUACAGUGAAUCUGUUGUCAUAAGGAUAACUGGUUGCCCAAAUGGUUGUGCCCGGCCUUAUAUGGCUGAACUUGGAUUGGUAGGCGAUGGUCCUAACAGCUACCAGAUAUGGCUUGGGGGAACACCCAAUCAAACGUCACUGGCAAGGACUUUUAUGGAUAAGGUUAAGAUCCAGGACCUUGAAAACGUUUUGGAACCUUUAUUUUAUCAUUGGAAGCGCAAACGGCACUCUAAAGAAUCGUUUGGUGCCUUCGCAAACCGCUUGGGGUUUGAGAAGCUUAAAGAGCUAGUUGAAAAAUGGGAUGGUCCUGUUCUUUCACCAGCACGUUACAACCUGAAGCUUUUUGCUGACAAAGAUACAUAUGAGGCCAUGGAUGACCUUGCAAAGCUUCAGAAUAAGAAUGCCCAUCAAUUAGCAAUGGAAGUAAUCCGCAACUACGUGGCUGCUCAACACAAUGGGAGGACCGAAUGAUUUGGUAAGAGAGUGUUUAAAUUUUGUCGCCUUAGAAGCUGAUGUUAAAAAAGGGUGAAUGAGUCUAGUCAUUUUCUCCUUGAGCUUGUUACUGUUUUGUAACAGCUGGAAUGAAUGGAUACUGCUGGAUUUGGUAUAAUUUUGUACCCAAAGUUAAUUGUUUGUCUGCAUGAGCUUUGUAUUUACGGUUUUCUUGGAUCUCUGUAUCUUAUUAUUUUAAGGUUGCUUCUAAUAAAAUUACCUCCUUUCCAGCU